AUGCUAGACAAACGUAUGGUUGGUGUUGUAGUCAACCCAGGCCCUAAUUUUUCCACGAACAUUGAAGAAGUUGACAUCCCAGAACCUGGACGUUAUGAGAUUCUCGUCAAAAUCAAUGCUUCCGGCCUCUGUUGCUCUGACAUUGGAUUGAUGGCGGAAGAAUUUCCAGUUCGAAUGUCUACCUUCAACUAUAGAACUCUUGGCUACAAAGGUGCCGGCAUUAUAGUCAAGCUAGGCUGUAAUGUGCAAAACUUGAAACUAGGCGACCGAGCUGGAAUAAAGCCAAUUCGCGAUAUUUGCGGCGCGUGCGAGUUGUGCUGGGGUGGACUUGAGAACUACUAUCGAAAUGCCAUUAUGAGUGGCGUCUCAGCUACAGGAGGCGGGGGUGUAGAGAUUCAGUGCGUACAAAUCGUCAAAGCUAUGGGGUUUCGACCAGUUGUUGUUAACUCUGGCCCCAAGAAGCAAGAGCUUUCAUUGAGUCGUGUAGCGGACGUUGUAGGUAUUUGUGAUGGCAUUGGGGCUCAUAGUGUUGCAGUAUUAGCGGCUGCAGCUUAUAAGAAUGCCGUUGGUUAUAUUGGCAGCAGAGUUAGAGCCACAGUAAUGUCUAUUAGUCUACGUGAGGACUGCCAUGGCACACAAAAAGAUGCUAUCGAGGUCCUGAACUUUGCUCGGAGGGGUCUUCUUCAAGAUAUGAGCGAAGUGAAGCCUCUGUCCAUGUUGCCACAGUCUGUAAAGGAUUUGCAAGCAGGUAAUGUGCCCAGGCGUACUGUCAUUAAAUUCAAUCUAUAA
Bipolaris sorokiniana ND90Pr is the source of this 789-nucleotide messenger RNA. RefSeq lists its product as uncharacterized. Lineage: Eukaryota; Fungi; Ascomycota; Dothideomycetes; Pleosporales; Pleosporaceae. The transcript has 5 exons. The record is from RefSeq and is a predicted model, not a curated record. Bases 1 to 789 code for a protein of 262 amino acids.